UCUCUUGAUACAUUUUUUUAUCUAUAAAUAGAAAUAGAAAUUAAAUCGUUGGUAAAACCCAUACACACAAACGUUUCUUUCCUCUUUCUCCUCCUCCUGCCAACGGUAUCAGUUUUGACGCCGUUAGUUCUUUCCGUUUAUUGAUUUUCCCGCUUCAUCACACAAACCCAAAGCAUGUCCCGCGUGGUUGCAGCAGACGACAAUAUGUCGCUGCCGUUCUUCUCGCCGGAGCCUAACCAUCUCUCCAGCUACUCAGGCACGUCUUCUCCAACUUUCGCACAGCUCUUGAAGAAUGUCGGCGACACGACGACCGUUCUAACCGGUGGCCACCAUCAGCAUCACGUUGAUGUGGAUCUUGCCUCGCCGGACCGAUCCGUACCGUUCGUUCUCUCGUUCACUGAUCUCACCUACAGCGUGAAAGUUCGCCGGAAGUUCGCGUGGAGACGCGUCCCUUCAGAUCCCAUCGUCGGAGCUCCGUCGGACGGACUCUUCUCUUCCAAGACGAAGACGCUCCUCAACGGAAUCUCCGGCGAGGCUAGAGACGGAGAGAUACUGGCUGUGCUCGGUGCGAGUGGCUCCGGGAAAUCGACGCUGAUCGAUGCACUAGCCAAUCGAAUCGCCAAAGGAAGCUUGAAAGGAAACGUAACACUAAACGGCGAAGUCCUCAAUUCGAAAAUGCAAAAAGCGAUCUCAGCUUAUGUGAUGCAGGACGAUCUUCUCUUCCCGAUGCUCACAGUCGAAGAAACCCUAAUGUUCGCCGCCGAGUUUCGUCUCCCGCGAAGCCUUUCGAAAUCAAAGAAGAAUCUCCGCGUCCAAGCCUUGAUUGACCAAUUAGGACUUAGAAACGCGGCCAAAACGAUAAUCGGAGACGAAGGCCACCGCGGAAUCUCCGGAGGAGAGCGACGGCGAGUAUCAAUCGGAAUCGAUAUCAUCCACGACCCGAUUCUGCUUUUCCUCGACGAACCAACAUCGGGUCUUGACUCGACAAGCGCACUCAGUGUCAUUAAAGUUCUCAAACGAAUCGCACAGAGCGGAAGCAUGGUGAUUAUGACUCUUCACCAACCAAGUUACCGUCUUCUCCGAUUGCUCGACCGUCUUCUCUUCUUGUCACGUGGCCAAACCGUCUUCAGCGGAUCACCCGCGAUGCUACCGAGCUUCUUCGCCGAGUUUGGCCACCCGAUUCCCGAACACGAGAAUCGCACCGAGUUUGCGUUAGAUUUGAUUCGAGAGCUAGAAGGAUCCGCUGGUGGAACGAGAAGUUUAGUUGAGUUCAACAAAGGUUUUAGACAGAGGAAAGCAGAGCCAAGAACUCAAACCGGCUUGUCCCUUAAAGAAGCAAUCAGCGCAAGCAUUUCCAAAGGAAAGCUUGUCUCCGGAGCAACGACUACUACUACUCCUGGCUCUGGCUCGAACCCUGUUUCCACCAUUCCAACAUUCGCAAACCCGUUUUGGGUCGAGCUUGCGGUUCUAGCCAAACGGUCCAUGACUAAUUAUCGGAGACAGCCUGAAUUGUUCGGGAUACGUCUAGGAGCUGUUUUAGUCACUGGAUUCAUCUUAGCCACCAUGUUUUGGCAGCUAGAUAACUCCCCCAAAGGAGUUCAAGAACGUCUCGGAUUCUUCGCCUUUGCAAUGUCCACAACGUUCUACACCUGCGCAGACGCUCUACCCGUUUUCCUCCAAGAACGAUUCAUAUUCAUGAGAGAAACCGCUUACAACGCUUACCGUAGAUCCUCCUAUGUGCUAUCUCACUCUCUCGUUGCACUUCCUUCCUUGAUCAUCCUCUCGCUUGCUUUCGCAGCAACUACGUUCUGGGGCGUGGGAUUAGAUGGAGGCCUCAUGGGCUUCCUCUUCUACUUCCUAAUAGUCUUAGCCGCUUUCUGGGCAGGAAGCUCAUUCGUCACCUUCUUAUCAGGCGUUGUCCCACAUGUAAUGCUCGGUUACACCAUUGUGGUAGCCAUCUUAGCCUAUUUCUUGCUUUUCAGUGGAUUCUUCAUCAACCGAGAUCGAAUCCCUUCCUACUGGAUCUGGUUUCAUUACAUCUCCUUGGUCAAGUACCCUUACGAAGCUGUUCUCAUAAACGAGUUCAGCGACCCGACAAAGUGUUUCGUCAGAGGAGUUCAGAUAUUCGACAACACACCUCUUGUUGCCGUGCCUCAGGGGAUGAAAGUUAGGCUUCUGGCAACCAUGAGCAAAUCACUUGGGAUGAGAAUCACAAGCUCCACUUGCUUGACAACAGGAUACGACAUUUUGCAGCAGCAAGGAGUUACGGAUCUCAGCAAAUGGAAUUGCUUGUGGGUCACUGUCGCUUGGGGUUUCUUCUUUCGAAUCUUGUUCUACUUUUCUUUGCUUUUGGGCAGCAAGAACAAGAGGAGGUAAAAAUAAAACUCAGUUUGAUCUCAAGGUGGUGGACUGAUUUCAAACUUUGGACUACUUUUCUUUGUAUCCUGUAUUUUUUUCAUUUUGAUUCUUUGUUGUAUAUCUUUAAUUAUUUU
Molecule: messenger RNA, 2492 nt
Organism: Eutrema salsugineum
Lineage: Eukaryota; Viridiplantae; Streptophyta; Magnoliopsida; Brassicales; Brassicaceae
Product: ABC transporter G family member 6
Exons: 1
Coding region: 175-2376 (733 amino acids)
Cellular component (GO): membrane
Molecular function (GO): ATP hydrolysis activity; ATP binding; ABC-type transporter activity
Source: RefSeq, a predicted model, not a curated record